Neopelma chrysocephalum (saffron-crested tyrant-manakin) is the source of this 560-nucleotide messenger RNA. RefSeq names its product carboxy-terminal kinesin 2-like. Gene Ontology annotation, biological process: microtubule-based movement. Gene Ontology annotation, molecular function: microtubule motor activity; microtubule binding. The annotation marks the transcript as partial. The record is from RefSeq and is a predicted model, not a curated record. The transcript has 4 exons. Lineage: Eukaryota; Metazoa; Chordata; Aves; Passeriformes; Pipridae.
CCUGAGGGGGGCCAAAAUUCCCGGUUUUUCGAGCCCAAAAUCCCACAGGGAGCGCCCGGAAAAAUGGGAAGAGUCAAGGGAAAAAAGGCUCAGCUGAGGCAGCUCCAGGAGCAGCUCCACGUGCAGCUGGACCGAGUGGCCGCGCUCCAGGAGGUGGAAAGAUCCCAAAAAUCCCUCCUGGACGAGCAGGACGAGCGGAUCCACCAGCUGGAGAUGGAGCGGCGCCGCCUCCACAACGACAUCCAGGAGCUCAAGGGGAACAUCCGCGUGUUCUGCCGGGUGCGGCCGGUGCUGCCGGAGGAGUCGGAGCGGCAGCGGGGGCUGCAGCACCUGCACUUCUCCCCCCACGACCCCAAAACGCUCGUGCUCACCCGGCCCGACGAGUCCCACGUGGGGCGGGAGCGACGCCCGGAGCUUCGUUACGACUUCAGCUUCGACCGCGUCUUCCCGCCCGCGGCUUCCCAGCACGAAAUAUUCCAGGAAAUCCAGCUCCUCGUCCAGGUGCCUCCCAAAAAAUCCCCCCUUAACCCCUCUGGAACUCAACAUUCCCAAAAAUCCCG